Molecule: messenger RNA, 1305 nt
Organism: Penicillium atrosanguineum
Lineage: Eukaryota; Fungi; Ascomycota; Eurotiomycetes; Eurotiales; Aspergillaceae
Exons: 3
Biological process (GO): transmembrane transport
Molecular function (GO): transmembrane transporter activity
Source: RefSeq, a predicted model, not a curated record
AUGAGCUCGGCGGAAUUGCCUCCAAAUGGAGGUUAUGGCUGGGUCAUUGUUGCGGCUGUUGCUGCAAAUAAUGCCCAUCACUGGGGCAUCGUGUCUUGCUAUGGAGUCUUUCUUGCUUACUUUCUUUCACAUUCUCAAUUCUCGGAUGGAUCCAGUCUUGACUAUGCCUUUAUUGGUGGCCUGUCUGCAUCUCAAGCCCUUCUGAUUGCACCAGUAGCUGCGAUAAUCAAUCGUCGACUCGGCCUCAAAGUGACAAUGUACUUGGGGAUUCUAUUUGAGACAGCUGCUCUUUUAGGCGCGUCGUGGAGCACUCAAAUUUGGCAACUCUAUCUGAGUCAAGGCAUUUGCUUUGGCUGGGGACUCGGGUUGCAAUACGUAUCAACAAUCGCCAUCAUUCCACAAUGGUUCACCAAGAAACGGAGCCUUGCAGCAGGAAUUGCUGCUGGUGGAAGUGGCACGGGUGGUUUGAUCUAUUCGCUUGCGGUCAACGCAAUGCUGGAACGGUUCGGUACUGGGUGGACCUUUCGCAUCUUGGCGAUUGUCCAGUUGGUCGUCAACAGCCUAUGCGCACUCAUUCUUCGCGAUCAUAACAAAUUGACUGGGACCAAGACAUCCAGCAUUACGCUUCGUCAACUUUCCAAGCAAUACGAGCUUUGGCUGUUUCUUGGAUGGAGCUUUUUCAGCGUGAUGGGCUUUAUGGUAAUUUGGUAUUCACUAGAUGAAUUUUCCAGGAGCAUUGGAUUGAGUGCUCAUCAAGGAUCUAUUGUUACAGCUGUGAUGAAUCUUGGCCAGAUCUUCGGUCGGCCCGGGGUUGGAUAUUUUAGUGACGUGGUUGGGAGGAUGAAUAUGGCGACGUUCGCUACUUGCCUAAGCGGACUGCUGUGUCUACUUUUGUGGACAUUCUCCCAGUCCUAUGCAGCCAUUUUGUGUUUUGCAUUGCUAGCUGGAACUGUGUUUGGGGCAUUCUGGACGGUUGUUGCACCUCUAGCUGCUGAAGUGGUCGGUUUGGAAUAUCUGCCUUCCUUUAUGACUGUCGUCUGGCUAUUCUGCGUGGCCCCAGCAACAGUUGGCGAACCAAUUGGUCUGGAACUUCGAACUACCGGAAAAUACGAGUACCGACACGUUCAGCUAUUUACUGGAUUUAUGUAUAUUGGUGCCACUAUUUUCGUCAUCUUUCUUCGCCAGUGGAAGCUAUCGUUAGUCCGCAAAAAAGAGGAUGGGAUGGGAGAAGCUUCGGGAAACGCGGCCCCUCAAGCAUCAACCGUUCCUGCAAAUGGGCAUAUUGGAUCUUGCAGAGCAUGGCUA